UUACUGUUUAAUAUGUAUAACUCAAUCUUGAUGUUCUUAUUUAUAUUUCUUUUAAUUAUUACUUCAAAAUGAGUACUCGAUAGCUAUUUAGUUGAUUUAUUUUACUUGGGUUUCUUUAAUUUUGCUCAUUUUUCUUUAAUGCUUGAUACUAAAAGUAUGAUUCAUUUUGCUGCAUAAAGUUGUUUGCUGAUCUGCAUUUGCAUAAUUAGAAAUUUUCUUAUGGAAGCAUGCUUGUUUUUCGGGAUAGUGUUCUUUUCGUAUUAGUUGCGGCUUGAUUACCUAACUUCUGAUUUAAUCUGUGAUGAACAAUGCAUAUAAUUAUUAGAUUCAGAGAGCUUAUUGGCACCAAAAUUGACAAUGUUCUGGUUUUUUCGGGUUACUGCUCUUUUCGUAUUUGGUUGUUGGUUGAUUAGUCCAUUUGCGAUGAACAAUGCAUUUAAAUUAUUGAGUUCAGAGAGCUUUUUGGCACCAAAAUUGAAAAUUUUCUGAUCCUGUUUCAGUAGAUUUUGUAAUAAAGGUACAAGCUUUUGAUGUUUUUUUUUUUAAUUGGGAUGUUGCAAUUAAUACUUUGACGUAACAGACAGUCAUGUAAUUUCAAGUUUUUCUGUUCUGGCAUAUAGGUUUUUAGCAUUUGGAUGACUACAUGGAGAAUGUCACAGAUAAAUCUGCAGUACAUCCACAGGUGGUUCCUCGAAUCGGAAAUGAGUAUCAGGCGGAUAUUCCACCCUUGAUUGCUAAAUUCGAGCGGUUGGAGAUUACAAACAAGCAUGCUGAUUCAGAAGUCCUUGAUCUGUCAUUUUCACUGGGAUUACCUAUCCCAUGGAAACAUUGUGAAGCUGGAAAGUUCAAGGGAAAUGUAGAGUCUGUUGGAAGCAGUAAAGAAAAUGAAAUUUCAGAACUUGAAGUUAAACCUCGAAAUGCUGUGUUGGGAGAUGCAAAGGAUGUCGAAGACUCUCAGAUCAAACCUUGGAGCAAAAUUGAGGAAGAUAGUUUUCUCCUCGGUCUGUAUAUAUUUGGGAAGAAUCUUACUCUUGUGAAGCGAUUUAUUGGAAGUAUGGAUAUGGGGGAUGUACUGUAUUUUUACUAUGGAAAGUUCUAUGGUUCUGAUGGAUAUCGCAGAUGGUCAAAGUGUAGGAAGUUAAAAGGUAACCCCUGUAUACAAGGGGAAAAAGUGUUUACGGGGUGGAGGCAGAAGGAACUGUUAUCAAGAUUGUUUUCUCGUGUGUCCAAGGACUGCGAAGAUAUGCUGAUGGAGAGUUCGAGAUGUUUUGCAGGGGGAAAGAUUUUAUUUGAAGAAUAUAUAUUCAAGUUAAGGGACAUUGUUGGCGUUUGUAUGCUUAUAGAAGCAGUAGGUAUUGGAAAAGGGAAGCAAGACCUUACCGGCACUACUUUGAAGCCAACAAAGAACAGUCUUGCCAUCUCUUUUCGUCCAGAAGUACCGAUUGGAAAAGCCUGUUCCUCCCUUACAACGCCAGAGAUCAUCAAGUAUCUAACAGGAGAUUUAAAGUUGAGUAAAAAGCGGUCGAAUGAUCUUUUCUGGGAAGCUGUUUGGCCCCGUCUUUUAGCACGAGGAUGGCAUUCCGAGCAGCGUAAUCUGUCUUUGGUGUUUAUUGUACCUGGUAUAGAGAAGUUUUCAAGGCGCCUUGUGAGAGGUAAUCAGUACUUUGAUUCUGUCCAUGAGGUCUUGAAGAAUGUGGCGUCUAACCCCGAUAUUCUUGAGCUUGAUAAUGAAGCAGCUAAAGGCAGAGAAGAGGAAUCAGCUAAAUUCAAUGAAGUUGAUAUGUUAAAUAAGCAACACCGUCAUUACCUCCUUCCACACAGGAGCACAAAUGGGGAUAUAGAUCUAAUGAAGUUUACAAUUGUGGAUACAAGUAUGCUUCAUGUAGCAGAAGCAGAACAAUCGAAGGUACGAAAACUGAGGAGUUUGCCUGUUCAAACUGAAAGUAUAAGUACUCCCUCCAAUCCUUUUACUGAAACCGAACAAGAUAUAUAUGAAGAGUCAAAAGAUGAUGCAGAAGAAGAAAAAACUACCUCAAACCCCGCUGAGGAUAUAAUUGACAGGACAACAUUUCUCGACUCCUCAGAUUGCGUAACUAGUAUCCAUGAAUCUCAAUGUUUAAAUCUUCUCAAUGACAAGUCUCCAAGCAAGGCAACGAAUUAUAACUGCAUCCCCACGAUGAAGUCAGACGAUUUGAGAUAUUUGGCCCCUGAAAGAAAACAGAAGGAUUUGACUGAUUGUAAUGAUGGAGACUCAAGCUCCAGUGAUGAAAAUGUGUCUGUGGAUAAGAAGCUAACUCCAGAUGAGCCCCUUGUCGAAUCAAACUUACAUAGUUCGCGUGUAGGCCUGCACUCCGAAAAAUCGCAAUCUUGGAUAUGCAUUGACUUGAACCUUCCUUAUGUUCCAACAGAUGCGGACAUUGAUAAACCCUUGAUCAAGGACACAAUGCAAAAUAAUGACAACGCAAGUGCGAACGGGUCAGCAUUUGAUUCAUUUCUAUCCAAAACAAGCGAGCAGCCUGAGCCACUGAAGCUUCCUGAACUGUUGACCAAGGACAUGAUGCAACAUAAUGACAACUCAGGUGCAAACAAGUCAUCAUUUGAUUCAUUUCUAUCUGAGACAAGCCAGCUUGAGAUACCGAAGCUUCCUGAACCAGUGAUCAAGGAUGUGGCACAAAGUAAUGACGACUCAAGUGUGAAGAAGAUAAGCAGUCUAUCAGAAACAAGGAAGCAGCCUUUCAUUAAGAGCCAGAGGCAGAGUACAAGGAACCGGCCAUUGACCACAAAAGUGCAGGAAGCUCUUAAGCAUGAUCUCUUUACGACAAGGAGGAAGAGAAAGGGUGAGACAUUACAAAAUAAGUCAACAACACCAAGGUCUCAAAGAGCUCGGGGAAGCUCUAUCGUUGGUGCAGCUUUUGAUGAUAGUGUUGUUGCUAAUGCUGCAGACACAAGGAUAGAAGAUGAACAUUCGGAUAGAGGUUUGUAACAUUGUAUGUACAGCGAAAAAUGCCAACCCGGUUAGAGCAUUCGAAUAUUGCACAAGGAGGUCCCUUGAGGCAAAUUCACUAUUUGUUCAAUGAGGUAGAGCAGAUUGUUUGAGGUUGUGCUGAAUGGGGCUGAUCGGAAAAGGCGUUUCGCACCCGUAUAUGAUCUCCUGGAAUUCAAGAUGUGAGUACAGAGUUGUCCGGUUUGACUCAAUUUUCUGAAGCUUUUGAAGCUUCAUCAUGUAAAUUGUACAAGUGAAAUCAUGAAUGUGUUUUUUUUGUAC
Molecule: messenger RNA, 3265 nt
Organism: Pyrus x bretschneideri (Chinese white pear)
Lineage: Eukaryota; Viridiplantae; Streptophyta; Magnoliopsida; Rosales; Rosaceae
Exons: 2
Coding region: 644-2983 (779 amino acids)
Cellular component (GO): nucleus
Molecular function (GO): transcription corepressor activity
Source: RefSeq, a predicted model, not a curated record